Molecule: messenger RNA, 1178 nt
Organism: Liolophura sinensis
Lineage: Eukaryota; Metazoa; Mollusca; Polyplacophora; Chitonida; Chitonidae
Product: UDP-N-acetylglucosamine transporter TMEM241 homolog
Exons: 15
Coding region: 182-1144 (320 amino acids)
Source: RefSeq, a predicted model, not a curated record
UGUCAACGUUGAACAGUUUUCAGAACUGUUUCUGAUAAAGUGUGACCUGGGCUAAUCCAGUUGCGUGAACUGGCUUGGAGUCUCCCCAUCGCGUUUGCUCUUUAGAUGUUUCAAAUCACUAUGAGAUGAAUGUUUGAGAUGUGAUGAAAACACUAAUGGAACAACAGUUCUGUGGCUGGGGAUGUUGAAGAUGAGGUUGGAGAGGCCACGGAUGAUCGGUGUCUUCUGUCUGCUCUUCAUUCUUACUAAUUGUAUCAAUAAGUAUGUUUUAUCAGUCCUCAAGUUUACCUUUCCAACUAUUUUCCAGGGAUGGCAGACUUUGGUUGGAGCUUUGGUCUUACAUCUACUUAUGUUGAGUGGCAAACUUGACUUUUCUUUGAAAACUUUGAACAGUUUAUAUAUAUGUAUUUUCAGAGAGGAUGUGGCGUUGUGGCUGCCUAGCAUGUUCUUUUUCGUUGGAACCAUAUAUGCAGGUUCCAGGGCCUUGGCAAGUUUGCCAGUUCCGGUUUUCUUUGCAUUCCAAAAUUUAGCCUCUGUUAUCUCUUUGACAGUGGAUGUGAUACUCAAGUCUAAGGUGAAUGUAUGGAGUUACAUAUUUAACAUGGCGCUCGUUGUGUCCUCCAUUGGUGUAGCAAAAACAGAUCCACAGAACAACACAGAUGGGUAUUUUUGGGUGUGCUACCAUGUUUUAAGUUUAGGUGCGUACAGUACCUAUCAGAAGCUGAUCAAAGGAAGGUUAAAAUUAAGGCCAGCGGGUCGUCUUUAUUGUAAUUAUGUGUACAGUAUGAUCCUCUUUGCACCUGCCAGUUAUUUUCUAGGAGAGGCCCUAGAGGCUUCCAAGUUUCCACAUUUGUAUUUUGCUAAGUUUUACAUUUGCUGUGGACUAAGUGGGAUUCUGGGAGUUUUUUUAAGCCUUGUUGUCAUACAGUUGGAACCACUUCUGGAAUCAUCAGGGAUAUCGUUGGAUUUCCUCUCAUCUGCUGCCAAGAUCAUUACAUCAGUGUUGUCGUUGGUCAUCUUCCCUUUCACAUUGACUGUUCCAUAUGUUUCUUGGCUUGCCAUCAACCUGUUAGCCAGCCUGUUCAGUGAAGAGUUGCUUCCCCUUGCCCAUCCGAGCAACAGUAAUGUUGUUGAGAACACAUAAACACGAGGCUCAAGAAUUCCUCGCCGGCGGAUGG